This is a messenger RNA of Ostrinia nubilalis (European corn borer), 1130 nucleotides long. RefSeq names its product putative phosphatidate phosphatase. Gene Ontology annotation, molecular function: phosphatidate phosphatase activity. The transcript has 6 exons. NCBI's taxonomy places the organism in Eukaryota, Metazoa, Arthropoda, Insecta, Lepidoptera, Crambidae. The record is from RefSeq and is a predicted model, not a curated record. Gene Ontology annotation, cellular component: plasma membrane. Bases 170 to 1015 code for a protein of 281 amino acids. Gene Ontology annotation, biological process: phospholipid dephosphorylation; signal transduction; phospholipid metabolic process.
AUUAAUUUCAAGUGCAAAAUCGUAAUGAUAAAAUGAUAAGUCUUAUCUAAAAGAUUGUGGUUAUUUACAUGGCGAUGACUAAGUUAACCACUAGGUAGUCAUUCGUGAUCGCGCGCGCGAAGUGUUGUGUUGUGUGCAAUUUUAUUUAAUGUUUUCGUGAAUUUGUGAAAUGGCAGUGGACAGGUUAAUUUGGAAAAUCGUUUUGGACUUCGUCACGCUUUUGCUCGUGGGGUUUCCACUCCUCGCUAUACUGCUAUGGGGCAAACCAUACGAGCGGGGUUACUUCGAGUUUGACAUGUCCAUCCGUCUGCCAUUCAAGCAGGAGUCCAUAUCUGAGGGUCUACUGGCUGGCGUGGGCUUCGGCUUAAUUGUUGUUGCGAUUAUCAUCACAGAGGUAAUCCGCGACAAGCGAGGAUCCGGCAUUGGGGAGAAGUUUAUCAACGGGGCUCUAGUCCCGGGGUGGGUUUGGGAGAGCUACGUCACGAUCGGGGUGUUCACCUUCGGAGCCGCGUGUCAGCAGCUGGUGUCAAACACCAGCAAAUACGUCAUCGGGCGCCUACGGCCACAUUUCUAUGAUGUCUGCCUCCCAGUGCCCAACCAGUCUGACCAGAACGUGCUGGGCUACAUCCAGAACUACACAUGUACUGGGAAUAGCACGAGCCUCAUCCUGGAGGCGCGACUGUCUUUCCCGAGCGCACACUCCAGCUUCGCCAUGUAUACCGCCAUCUUCUUCAUCUUUUACAUCCAAGUAAAAGGCAGGUGGAGGGGCUCGAAGCUUCUGCGUCACUUGGCCCAGUUCGCGGCGCUGCUGGGCGCGUGGUACGUGGGGCUCUCGCGGGUGGUGGAGCAUAAGCACCAUUGGAGCGACGUGGCCGCUGGGUUCCUGAUCGGCGCCAUGUUUGCUGCUCUUGUUUUUAUCUACGUGCUAAAGCCUAAGAAGUACGGCCUGCCAGGCUCAUGGCAGGACCCCACCAUGCAGGCCAACCCGCUACCACGGCCGGCGCUGGCUCGGUGACUGGACGACGAUGCGCUGUGACAGUGACUUGAUGACUGAUGGCAAAAGUAUAUUAGAGUUAACAAAUAAGGUAACUGACCCAAAUAAGGCCGUUUUUGGCAGUAUCGCUGUUAUA